This is a messenger RNA of Acanthocheilonema viteae, 1995 nucleotides long. Lineage: Eukaryota; Metazoa; Nematoda; Chromadorea; Rhabditida; Onchocercidae. The record is from the annotation of a GenBank genome assembly.
AUGGAUGCUGAUGAUAUUCAUAUAUUGAAUAAUCAAGCAAUAUCAAAAACGUACAGAGAAUUUCGGCCAAGCAAGGAAUUGGCAAUUGGCCAAAUUUUCCGUACACACAAAGCUUGGAAUUUAGUCGGGGGUGGUGCUGGUAUCUACGACGUUCUGGUGGUGUCGCUUGAUUAUCGUUGGAGUGAUGGAUUUGGCGCAUUAUCUCCUUUACAUACAAGGCGUGGACCCUUGAAUGACUUGGUGACGCCAACGCCUGAUUUUGCCGGAUUUGAUUAUUUGCAUGAAUGUCCCAAACUGCUAACUGUAACAAGUGAUGAAGACUGCCAGAAUGUUGCUGUUGCCUUCUCUGACUUGGAUAAAUUGCAAAUAGAGCUGGAGCAAAUAUUGGUACACACGACGGAUCAUCAAAAAAAAAUUUAUGGAGAGAUUACCUUCCUUACUACCGGCGAUUAUCCUUCUGAUGAUAUCUCGAACAGGCUGAUGCCUGUAUAUGAGCUUAAGACUUCGGAACCUGUACCUAGUUGCAGUAAAGAAAUUGAGAGAGAACCAAUAGUGGAAGAUCCAUGCACGGACAGCGAAAUAAAUUGGCUGGAUGAAGGUUUUGAUGUUUGGCCUCCAAUCAAUUUGUCUCAGAAAUUCUGGGUUUUCGCUCGCGAAUAUCUCGAUCCUCUAGAUGAAGAAUACUUGCAGCAGUGGUGGUCAAGUAUUGUUCAGCUUAUUCAUAAUAAUGACAUUUCAAAGUCGCGGUCUCAGUUAUGUCCAGUGACAGCGAAAAAAAGUACUCGUUGUGAGACCACACUGCACGAUCGUAAAACCAGCUCUCUACCGUCUUUUUCGAAAUGGGGUACCCCGACAUCGCUUCACCGGAACAGGUCUUUCAUAUCCAGUAAAAAUAGCUCCUCACACGUCAGGUUGAAGCUGCUUAACAAAGAUUCGUCACCACCUCCGAAUAAAAUAGCAAGAUAUGAAAAAAGAUCGUUAUCACAGUCGUCAGGGAAAACUAUAUCAUUGCUCGAUGAUCUCGUCAGCGCGUAUGUCGGUGGAAAAAAUGGUAGCUUAGAUAAUCAUUACAAUGGCGUGCUUCUUAGAUUGGAAAAAAAUAAUUGUCCUCCUAAAAAAGAUUCGGUUUCAUUGGUUCAGCUUGAGGAUAACGAUUGGAUAAUAAAAAAUGAAAAAGCUAGAAGGGAGGACGUAUUUCGAAUCGCUCAUUCAAAUGGCCUCACGUCUGAAGAGAACGGUGCCGCCAAUUGUGGAGAUACAUUAGAAAUGUUAAAUUAUGCUAUAGCCGAUUACCUCAGUAGAUUUGAUAAAGAACCUGAUGCAAGCAAAUGCAACAGAGUGGUUCAAGAAAUCAUCGGGCCGGGAAAUGUAGAAGAAUUAAUUAGGAAAUGUGGAUCCGGUAAAAAACAUGUUGAGGAUGAAGUAUCUGUAGCCUUCAAGAAAUUACAAGCGGAGCUUACUGAAAAAGAGAUGCCAUGGCGUAGUGUAGUUACUAAAAUUUGGCAUCGCUUGCUCGCGGAAUAUUUGCGAAUGAAGUUAGAACAAGCACUUGACAAAGUAGAUCAAGAAAUGUUUGAAGUAUAUGAUAAAUAUUAUUCGGAAUUUCCAAGACGGCGACCAAUGAACGAACAGGAAAGAGAAGAAUGUCGUUGUGUUUUGCAACGAAGAAGUGAUGUAGCCCAGGCGUACUAUGGCAAUGAGUAUGCUGCUUUAAGCAAAUGGAAACAUAAGGUAGGUUGUGUCAAGGAUCUGAAAUUCGAUAUAUGUCCGAAAAACAAGGGUUUGGAUAAUAAUAGCGAAUAUAAAAUGUGUCUUAUAAAGAACGUCGACUUCUGCAAGUCUAGCGGGAACCACUAUGUUCGAAGGAUACGGUCAUUACUUGGAAUAUUUCGAAUUCAAGCAAAAUGGUCUUGGAAACUUGUAAGGGCUUCUGAAAAUAGAUGUUGUAUUCCAAAUGUUGUAUUGCACAUGUUGUAUCUAUAUCCAGGAUUGUAA